Ilex paraguariensis (yerba mate) is the source of this 1083-nucleotide messenger RNA. The record is from the annotation of a GenBank genome assembly. Lineage: Eukaryota; Viridiplantae; Streptophyta; Magnoliopsida; Aquifoliales; Aquifoliaceae.
CCAGUGACUACUGCUAAAUCCACCAGUGCUGAUUCCUCAUCGCCUUCGCCGGUUGAGAUUGUCGAUGGAAAUUCCUCCCCGCAGAAAAUAGAAAACACACCUGUGACUACUGCUGAAGCCACCAAUGAUUAUUCCCAAGGAAAAAUGGAAAGCAACCCAGUGGCUAUUGCUAAAUCCACCACUGCUGAUUCCUCAUCGCCUUCGCCGGUUGAGAUUUUCGAUGGAAAUUCCUCCCCGCAGAAAAUAGAAAACACACCCGUGAAUAUUGCUGAAGCCACCAAUGGUGCGUCCUUAUCCCCGGUUGAAAGGGCUCGCCAAAUCCGAAUCACACCUGCGAAGCUUGAGCAAAUGGCCUACGUAUCACCUUCAUUUACAAGGUCUAAUGGGGGAUGGAUUCGUGAUACAGCGGAGAUCAGUGUUAGUGGAGUUAUUGUCAUCAUUAGACCAAGAGCUUCUAGGGGUGAGAAGAAACCUAAAGAAGAAGAUGAUGCAGAGAUUCCUGAAGAACUAGCAGUUUGCAAAUUUUGCUUCAACAAAUUUGUCGAAGAAAACGUUCUCAAGACAAAAUGCAAUUGCAAAACUGGUCUUGCCCAUGACAAAUGUGCAUCUCACCACUUCAAUGAGCUAGGAAAUAACAUGUGUGAAGUCUGCGACCAAGAGGUUGAAACAACACCAGUAACUUUGCUUCGACGCCCAUUCUCUCCGAAGAAAAAGAAGCGAAAAAACAAGAAACAUUGCUUCGGAUUAUGAAUGAAAAGGCCGGUUCGUUAAUGUUCUUCUUGUAAUUCCAAGUUAUAUGCUUUAUCCUUGGAGCAGCUGCUGAUGUGCCACAAUAAGAAAGAGGUGAGUAGAAUGGAGAGCUUACAAUGGAGUGGAGGUAGAAUUUGAACUAAGACAUAAUAAGUAGAUUUGCUGUGGUUUUGUUGUUGGUUUUUUCGAUAUUUUCGUUGUAUUAAUUAUUGUGACCUUACAAGGGAGCACUAUAACUAAAAACAUAAGUUGAUAUGCUGUCGUUUUUUAUGUUAUUUUUGUUGUACUAAGUUUUGUUUAAUCUCCAUUUAAUUUCCUCAAAGAUUGUGUGAU